Dibothriocephalus latus is the source of this 639-nucleotide messenger RNA. Lineage: Eukaryota; Metazoa; Platyhelminthes; Cestoda; Diphyllobothriidea; Diphyllobothriidae. The record is from the annotation of a GenBank genome assembly.
AUGGACUCUGAGGAACGCAAAAAGUCUGCAAAGCUUAUUCGCAAAUCCUCCAAUGCAAGCUAUGUGAAGAAACGCAUAUUCAAAAACCGCCUUUUGGCCAGCAAGGCUGUGAGCAAGGCGCAGAAACACCUGGCUCCUCUGGCAGCCUCUGGACAGACCUUGGAAUUCAGCCCAGAAAUGCUCAAAACAUGUGCAGAAAUAAACGCCAUUACUGCGUUCGCACCCGAGGAGCAUACCUAUCUGCAGAAACAUCUGCGCCACCUGACUCUAUCUCUGAUUCAUCGGACUAUCCGAAUCAUGGAGCAGAACAAGCGUGGCAUGCCUCAGAUCUCCGACAUUGACUUCGCGGCUCAGAACAUGGGUUUGGAGCCCACAUCGCCACAGAACCCGCCACCGGAUUUCCUGCGUCGAAUGGCACAACUCGCGGGAACCCAGAAGAACCUGCUCAACGCCAGUGAGGGCCCACCAGCCUUGCCGCAGCCAAGUCAAACGAAACCGGAGGACGCCGCAGCUGCUUCUGCCUCGGCGGAAACCGCAUCAAAACAGAAAGAUCCUAUCCCUGCUUCUCUCUCACAUCCUCGUGUUAUGCAGGCAGCUAUCAUAGAGGUAAGUGGUUCCUGCAAAUUGACUUCCUCUUGA